Messenger RNA from Iphiclides podalirius (scarce swallowtail), 1038 nucleotides. The record is from the annotation of a GenBank genome assembly. Lineage: Eukaryota; Metazoa; Arthropoda; Insecta; Lepidoptera; Papilionidae.
AUGUCCGGGAGCAAUGAUAAAGUGUCGACUACGCAGCGUAUGAUUCAAAGUGUUGCUUUCCCUCCCAGCCACAAGCUCACAGUAUCUGAAGUAUUCGAUGAAAAAACUGGAAAACCUAUACCAGAUGUACUGAAGCAACAUUUUAUCUUAGAGGGUCGGAUUGAGGAAAAUGCAGCUUUGCGCAUCAUCCAAGAUGGUGCCACCUUAUUACGAUCAGAAAAAACUAUGAUCGAGAUUGAUUCACCGGUGACUGUGUGCGGAGACGUCCAUGGCCAGUUUUAUGAUUUGAUGAAACUGUUCGAGGUGGGAGGCUCGCCUUCGUGCACCAAGUAUUUAUUCUUAGAGUACUUCACUUUCAAACAGGAAUGCAAAAUUAAGUAUUCCGAGAAAGUGUAUGAUGCUUGUAUGGAGGCUUUUGACUGCUUACCCCUUGCUGCUCUUAUGAACCAGCAGUUCCUAUGUGUACAUGGCGGGCUCUCCCCUGAAAUUAACAGCUUAGAUGAUAUUCGGAAACUAGAUAGAUUCAAAGAACCACCAGCAUUUGGUGCAAUGUGUGACCUCCUUUGGUCUGAUCCCCUUGAGGACUUUGGCAAUGAAAAAAAUGCUGAACAUUUCUCGCACAACUCUGUAACAGAAAUGCUGGUCAAUGUAUUAAAUAUUUGUUCUGAUGAUGAGCUAAUGUCUGAAGGAGAUGAUGCAUUGGAGGAAGCUAAUCUCAGGAAAGAAGUUAUACGUAACAAGAUUCGUGCUAUUGGUAAAAUGGCUCAUGUAUUCUCUGUUCUUCGUGAAGAGAGUGAAUCAGUUCUGCAGCUCAAAGGUUUAACUCCAACUGGUGCACUACCUCUGGGUGCACUUUCUGGUGGUAAAACAUCUCUUAAAAAUGCUUUGCAAGGUUUCUCUCCCAACCAUAAGAUAACCUCAUUUGCUGAAGCAAAAGGUCUUGAUGCUAUCAAUGAGCGUAUGCCACCAAGGCGAGAUGGUCAACGUACUCCUGACACCCAAGACAAAAAAGCACAUGUGAACAGCAAUGCACAUUCG